AUGUCGUUCUUUACUUCCAAAUUUGCUGUGACUUUGGUCACCUCGGCUUUUUUGACAAUUACUCCUAUCAAUGCACAGCUCUACAACAAAACAAUACAAACCACUUUGGGUCCUGUUCAAGGAUACAAGUAUUUCACAGCCAAUGUCAGUGAAGAAUACUUCGGUGUUUCUUCCAGUAAUGUCGCCGCCUUCUUAGAUAUUCCUUAUGCCGCUGAUACUGGCUACCAAAACCGAUGGAAGCCAGCCCAACCUAGAGAGUUAUGGAACGAAACUUUACAAGCUACCAGCUUCGGCCCUGCUUGUCCUACCAGCGCUUCAACAGGCUAUGUGAGCGAGGAUUGUUUAAGUCUAAUAUCUGGACUAACGCAAACUCUUCCAGUGACAAGCUCCCAGUCUUGCUUUGGAAUCAGGGUUCUGAGGAGACGAGUGACAAUUCUUGGUGGUAUGGUGGCGGAAUGGCCAGUAAGUUCUCUACAAUUGACACGAGCUAAGAUUCAAAUUCGAGCAAACUUUCUAUAUCUGAAAAAUUUCCAGAUAGUGGUAGAGGUCGAGUUUCAUUGCUUUGAAAAUGUUGUCAUGGUCACAUUCAAUCGUCGUGACGAUGUUCUGGGUUAUCUCGCCACUCCUGAACUCAAUGCAGAGGGUCUCGCUACCACCGGUUACAACACUUCCGGCAACUACGGCUGGAUCGAAAACAACAUUGCCAACUUUGGUGGUGACCCAGACAGUGUUACAAUUGCGGGUGAAUCUUUCGGUUCAUCACAAGUUUACCAUGCAGUCAACAGUCCACUUUUUACUGGUUACUUCCACCGCGGUAUCUCCCAGUCCGGUAUUAGAUAUCCAUAUGAUACACUCCUUGCCGGUCUAGCUACUUCUUACAUCACUAUGGAGAGAGCGUUAGCCUUCGGUGUGAACUACACAGCUGCUCAAAACGUUAGUACUCUUGCGGAACUCCGUGAACUGCCUCUGUCAGAUGUCAUCCAAGGAUCCAAUGAUCGAGACUCUAGGAUCUGGUAUAUUACUGCUUUGCUAUGCAACGACCCCCUUAUCUUCAAGCCUGUCCUCGAUGGUUACGUUCUCCCGAUGAAAUACUUGGAUCAACUCAUCGCAGGUCCCGCCAACGAUGUCCCAAUUAUCACCGGAAACACCAAAGACGAGAGCGGUGCCUCUACAUCCCUUACCCUAUAUAAUCUCACCGAAUACCAAGAAUACAACGCUCUCCGAUGGGGCAAUCUCUCCGACGAAUACUUCAAACUUUACCCUGCAGAUGGCAAUGUUACUCUGGCAAACAUGGCUUGGAACGCCGCUCAAAGAGAUGUCUCGCUUGUCAGCAGUUGGGCUUAUGCAAACAAGUGGAUUGAGUCUGCCGCAAGCCCAAUCUACACCUACUACUGGGACCAUGCUCCACCGGGACAGGAUCAGGGUGCUUUCCAUCAAAGUGAAAUUAUGUACGCAUUGAAUGCACUAUACGCCAAUACUGACAAAUAUCCUUUCACUGAUGAAGAUUACUACAUCGGCGAGUUGAUGACUGGCUACUGGGUUAACUUUAUUAGAACUGGUAACCCUAACACCGGUGGAGCGUACACUAAUGAUACUUUGCCCCAUUGGUAUCCUAACGAUGGUACGUCCAACUACGUCAUGGAGUUAGGUGAUGAGUGGGGUAACCAUACUGUUUCUCCGACUGCCAAUGUUGAUCUAAUUAUGAGCUAUUUUGGACAACAAAAAACGAUUUACAUUCAUUAUUCUAAUUCAAUUCGACAAUUGAAUGAAUCUCAAUAG
This is a messenger RNA of Botrytis sinoallii, 1779 nucleotides long. RefSeq lists its product as uncharacterized. The coding region runs from base 1 to 1779 and encodes 592 amino acids. Lineage: Eukaryota; Fungi; Ascomycota; Leotiomycetes; Helotiales; Sclerotiniaceae. The transcript has 4 exons. The record is from RefSeq and is a predicted model, not a curated record.